UUCCCCACGCGUCGCGGGAUUCCGGCCUGGGUCCCGCCCCGGGAGGAGGGCCCUGCUGGGCCUUGAGAACUGCACUUCCCAGCAUGCCCUGCUACACCUGCGCUUGCGUACCGGAGCUACCCCGCCAGCGAGCGGGUUGGUUUGAAGUGCAGUGUUAGUUCCAUGGAAACCCGCCUGCUUGCAGCAGGACACCGCCAUCAGCGGGCAGAUGGACUCCGGGGAGCGUAUGGAAACUACAAUAUGUAGGCCAAUCCUCUCUCCAACCCACAUCAACUCUACAGCUUCUGAAACAUUCACAGUCCUUCAGCAAAGGAUGAGAAUAGUAGAAGAACAGACCAGUUCUUUGAGGGAUGACUUAAUUAUGUUGAACUAUGGUGAAAAAAGAGGCCAUUUGGAACCUCCAAAGGGUUUAGAAGAGCCUUCCAGCCAGAAACUCUUUGGUCCUAUCAAGAAUGAAGUAAUUUGUUCAGGAAAAACAGAUUUUUUAUGGAAGAACUGUGAGUUUCUGGUAAAUCGAAUGUGCCAUCUGGAAAGUCUCAUUCAAUCCUUGAAGAUGAAUAUCUUUCACAUGCAAACUGAAAAGGAUUUGAACCCACAGAAAACAGCUUUUCUCAAGGAUCGAUUGAACACAAUUCAGGAGGAACAUUCCAAGGACCUGAAGCUGUUGCAUCUUGAAGUGAUGAACUUGCGCCAACAACUGAAAGAUGUAAGAGAGGAAGAAGACAAGGCACAAGAUGAAGUGCAGAGUUUGACUGCUCCUGUGGAAGUUGCCUCAGAGACAAAGGAUACUGCAGCUAUUAUUGAAGAGGAACUGAAGACCACAAAACGUAAAAUGAACCUUAAAAUUCAGGAGCUAAGGAGACAACUGGCUCAGGAGAAGCACUUCAGGGAAUCUCUUGAGAAAUCUGAAUCAGUCAUGCUACUCAAAAUACAGGAAAUGGGAUCAACAGUGGAAGAAGAACGGAAACAGGUGCACAUUUUGCAGCAAAACUGUGUUGCCUUACGCAGUUCUAUACAGGCCACCCAAGAACUACUGGCACAGGAGCAACAGAAAAAAGAAGGGUUGGAGAUGGCUAUCUCACAACUCAAGUCUGAUCUAAAGAUGAGUGACACAGCUGGUAAAUGGAAGAGCCUAGAUUUGAUCUUGAGUAUAGUUUCUAGAGAUGACCUCAUUUCCAAGUUGGUUGAAGACAAUAAGAACAUGCAAAUAUCUUUCAACAAGGAACAUGAAGAAAACACAUAUUUGAAGUCCGAAAUAUUAUCCCUUCAUGAAGCAUCAGCAAAAACACAGGUUUCAAAUGACCAACUGAGUAGAAAGUGCUCAGAGCUAAGCAGUAUGCUUCAGAAUGCUACUGUGGAAAAUGCCAGGAUUAUUGCUGACCACCAAGCCAUUCUGCAGGUAGAGCAAAAAAUGAUGACGCAGACAUUUCAAGAACAGAACUUACUGCUGGAUGCAGCCCAUGCCAGCAUCACAAAUGAACUAUACACAGUUCAGAAUGAAAAAUCUCAACUCCAAACACAUCUGGACCAUUUAAUCCUUGAGCAUAACCAGUGUGUCCAGAAAGCACAGGAUGCUGAGAAAAGGACAGCUGCACAAAAAGAGCUUCUAGAAUCAACUAUUACAAGAUUGCGAGGUGAACUGGAAGCAUCAAUACAAGAGAAGAAGUGUCUGCUAGAGGAGAAUGAAAGAUUUCAGAAAGAGGUUAAUAAAACUGAAAAAGAAAUAGCACAAGAGAAAAGCAAUUGGGAAAAGGAAUUAGCUAAAAACAAGGCAGACAUAAAUGCAUUAAACCAAAAUCUGCAGGCAUUAGUAGAAGAAAAUAAGAACCUGGCAGAUCAAAUAGCUUCUCUGGAACUUCAGCGAGCCACUUCUGAAUACCAUGGGCUUGCUGAGCAAAAGGUGGAAAAUGUCUUGGGAAAAAUUACUGAGAGUAAAAAUAAACUGGCCUAUGAAAAGGGAAAACUCCAGGCAAAAGUUAAACAGCUAGAAGAACAACUGCAGUGUUUUACUGAAACCAGUUUACAGAAUGAACAUCUACGCAAGCUGAAUAAGGCUCUAGAGGCCAAAUAUGCUCACGUGAAAUCCAUUCUUGAAAAAAAUGAAGAAGAGCUAUCGCAAGCAGUGAAGUGUCGAGAUACAGCCCUGCAAGAGAGUCAUAAGUUGAAAGGGAACUUGGAGGCUUUGGAGGAUAGGGAAAACAAGAAGGUAGGAAACUUUCAGCGACAAUUAGCAGAGGCUAAAGAAGACAACUGCAAAGUUACAAUCAUGUUGGAAAAUGUGCUGGCUUCUCAUAGUAAGAUGCAAGGUGCUUUAGAGAAAGUACAAAUAGAGCUUGGGCGAAGGGAUUCAGAGAUUGCAGGCCUCAAGAAAGAAAGGGCUCUAAAUCAACAGAGGGUGCAGAAGCUAGAAGCUGAAGUGGACCAGUGGCAGGCCAGAAUGCUUGUUGUGGAUGCACAGCACAGCAGUGAGAUGGAGCCUCUACACAAAGCUCUAGAAAUAGCAAGAGAAGACAACAGGAAAUUGGCCUUGAGCCUGGAGCAAGCUCUUCAGACAAAUAAUCAUCUGCAAUGUAAGCUAGAUCACAUUCAAGAAAAAUUGGAAAAAAAAGAACUUGAGCGGCAGAAUUUGGAAACCUUCAAAGAACAUAUGGCUGAGGAGUCCAAAGUAGAAGCAGAGUUGCAUGCUGAACGCAUAGAAACUCUAAAAAAACAGUUUCAAAAUGAGAGAGACACUGCAAAGAAGGCAGCACAACGGGAAAGUACUGAGCUGAAGAAAGCCCUUGAUGAAGCCAACUUCAGAUCAGUGGAGGUAUCCCGAACCAACAGAGAGCUGCGGCAGAAACUUGCAGAGCUGGAAAAAACACUGAACAGUAACAAGGAGAAAAUAAAGAAUCAAAAGGCCCAAAUAAAGCUCCACUUAUCCACUAAGAUGAAUAAUGCUCAGAAUGUGGAGAGAAUGAAGCAAAUAGAAACAGAAUUGAGGCAAAUGGAGCUAAUUAAGGAUCAAUAUCAGAAAAAAAACUAUGAACAGUCAUUGAGUAUCCAGAGAUUCGUAUCUGAAAUGAGUAACCUGCAGAAAGAGAUGCAGCUGUUAGCCAAGAGCCAAUAUGAAACUUCAGCACGGAAUAAACAGCAAGAGCUUCGACUAAUAGCAGAGCAGAAAAUGAGACAGGAAUUAGAAAAUCGGUGUCAGGAAUUGGGAGAAACUGUUAGACACCUGAAGAAAUGUAAAGAGGCAACGGAGAACAAAUUGAAAGAAGCCAGUGUGGAAUCAGAACAGAUAACAGCUAACCUGCAAGAAGCUCACCGCUGGUUUCAGUGCAAGUUUGAUGGCCUGCAACUUGAAUUGACAAAAAAUCGGUUGCAGAGGCUUCCCCGGGAAGACAUAUGGCUAGAAGAGGAUCAAGAUACAAGACAUGAUUUUUCCAAUCAGUCUGCUCUGCAUCGAUGGGAGGCUAAACAGAAUCUUGGAUUCAUGGCCAAGAAGUGUCAUUCUGAGGAUUGGGAGGAACAUGGAAUUCAAGGAUUUGAAGACUUUCAGAAGCUUGGAGCAUUGAGUUCUUACAGAGGACAUCAGCAACAAGGCACCAUCUUGGAAGCAGGGAAUAGGAUUCUUACCAGAUGCCUAACCUGCCAACACCAUGUUUUUGGACUUCCAAGGCUGCAGAACUGUGAGAAAUAAAUUUCUGGUUUUUAUAAAUUGGUACUCUCAGAUAUUUUGUUUAAAUCAAGCAAAAAUUAACUAAGACAUUUAUUUAAGGGCUUUUAACUUGUUUGCUACAUCUCCA
This is a messenger RNA of Ictidomys tridecemlineatus (thirteen-lined ground squirrel), 3788 nucleotides long. The record is from RefSeq and is a predicted model, not a curated record. NCBI's taxonomy places the organism in Eukaryota, Metazoa, Chordata, Mammalia, Rodentia, Sciuridae.